Messenger RNA from Clunio marinus, 1304 nucleotides. The record is from the annotation of a GenBank genome assembly. Lineage: Eukaryota; Metazoa; Arthropoda; Insecta; Diptera; Chironomidae.
GCAUUUAUUUAUAAAGUACUUUGAUAGUCCUUUGGGUUUUGGUGAAUGUGAUUCAUGAGACAGGUUCCAAAACGUGAUUGUUUUAUAAAUUAACCUCUCACGAUGUAAUAAAGUCGUCUAGUGAAUGAAAUGUAUAGUUUACAUUUUGUGACAGAUUUAAUAACUCAAUGUUCAACAUGAGACAAAUGUUAGACGAGGAUUUUACUCAGUCGACAACAGCUAAUCAUCGAAAUUAAUAUUUAAACCUUAUCAAACAUAUUUUUAAUCAAAAUCAAAACAACAUGAUAAUACUCUCCAAAAUAGGAAUAAAUAUUUUAAUUCUACUUAUUACAAUAAAUGACAUAAAAGCUAGCUGGGAAGAAUGGUGGACUUAUGAUGGCAUUUCAGGGCCAGGUUUUUGGGGCCUUAUUAAUCCUGUUUGGAAUAUGUGUAAUAAAGGAAGACGUCAGUCGCCCAUUAACAUCGAACCAGACAAGUUGCUGUUUGAUCCGUAUUUGCGGCCACUUCAUGUUGAUAAGCAUAAGGUAACUGGUAUGCUUCACAAUACCGGACAGUCAUUGGUGUUUCGUGUAGAUAAGGAGACAAAGCAGCAUGUUAAUAUAUCAGGUGGUCCUUUAGCUUACAGAUAUCAAUUCGAGGAAAUUUACAUUCAUUACGGAACAGAGAAUUAUCAGGGAUCAGAACAUCAAAUUCAUGGAUAUGCUUUUCCUGGUGAAAUCCAAUUAUAUGGAUUCAACAAGGAACUAUAUCAAAAUAUGUCAGAGGCGCAGCAUAAGGCACAAGGCAUUGUUGGUAUAUCUCUGAUGGUGCAAAUUGGAGAUACGCCUAAUCCAGAACUUAGAAUAAUCACUAGCACCUUUAAUAAAGUGUUAUACAAAGGUUCUUCCACCCAAAUAAGACAUCUAGCGUUAAGGUCUCUCCUUCCUAACACAGACCAGUACAUGACGUACGAAGGAUCGACUACGUUUCCCGGUUGUUGGGAAAGCACCGUGUGGAUCAUUCUGAAUAAACCAAUUUACAUAACAAAACAAGAGUUGUAUGCUUUAAGAAGACUAAUGCAGGGAUCCGAACAAACACCUAAAGCGCCGUUGGGUAAUAAUGCCAGGCCUUUACAGCAAUUACAUCAUAGGACUAUAAGAACAAAUAUAGAUUUCAAUAAGAAUCAACAGAAUCAACAACAGAAUUGUCCAUCGAUGUAUAGAGAAAUGUACUACAAGGCCAAUAAAUGGACACCAGAGCUGCUCACAGUAGGACGAAAUCGUGAUUUUGAUUCAGUAUUCAAUUCUUACAAGACUCAAAACUAG